AUGCGACGUGAAGGAUUUGCAAAUCUUGUUCCUGUUAAUCCUGAAAUCGAAAGAUCCUGCAGACAAAACAGAAGGAAAAAGAGGUUGGAAGUAUCAAUGGCUACCAACCAAAGAGACGGGGUUAACAACAAUGAUGGUCAGAAUCAUAUCGCUCAAGACCAAAAUGUGCGAGCAUUAAGAGAUUAUGUGCUCCCCGCUGUCACAGGAGUACACUCGUGCAUUAGGCCGCCUACUAUUACUGCCAAUAACUUUGAGAUUAAGCCGGCGAUGAUACAAAUGGUCCAGACUUCUGUUCAGUUUGGUGGUCUCCCCAAUGAGGAUCCUAACUUGCACAUAGUGAAUUUCCUUGAGCUAUGUGCAACGUUUAAGUUUAAUGGGGUGAGCGAUGAUGCAAUAAGGUUGAGAUUGUUCCCUUUUUCACUAAGUGACAGGGCAAAAAGUUGGCUUAUUUCUCUACAGGCCAACUCAAUCAACACAUGGGAGGAACUAGCUCAGAAGUUUCUCUCAAAGUUCUUUCCUCCUGCAAAAGCUGCAAAGUUGAGGGGAGAAAUCAAUAACUUCUAUCAGAAUGAGGGAGAGUCAUUGUAUGAUGCAUGGGAAAGAUUCAAAGACCUGCUCAGAAAAUGCCCUCAUCACGGUAUAGAGAAGUGGAUGUUAGUCCACAAUUUUUAUAAUGGGCUUUGCGGUACUACUCGCACUAUAAUAGAUGCAGCAGCAGGCGGUGCUUUCAUGAGUAAAGGGGCUGAUGAGGCAUAUGAAUUGUUAGAGGAGAUGGCUAUGAACAAUUAUCAGUGGCCUGCCGAACGAGACACUUCACAGAGAAAAGUAGCCGGGGUACAUGAAUUAGAUGCUAUAACUGCUUUAACUGCUCAGGUUGCUUCAUUGACAAAGCAGUUGCAACAAAACAAGAUCUCAGCUCAAGCCCAGGCUAUACAGAUGCAAUCAGGGUGUGAAAUAUGUGGAGGGCCUCAUUUAUAUGAACAGUGUACAGCGGCCAACAUGUGUGGUAAUCUGCCAGUUAAUCAGGCUCAGGUACAGGCAGUUGGUAAUUUUCAGAGGCCUUAUCAGAAUCCGUUCUCCAAUACUUAUAAUCCUGGGUGGAGAAAUCACCCAAAUUUCUCAUGGAGAAAUAAUCAGGGCCAACAGUCACAGUUUCAAGGGCCAUACCAGCAGCACAUGCCACAACAGCCUAUGAAUCAGGCCUCAUCAUCACACCAGCCUAGACCGCAAGAUCAACCAGAAAAGACUAAUGAGUUGCAAGCAGCCUUACCGCAAGGGAAUUUGCCUAGUAAUACUGUGGUAAAUCCUAAAGAGAACUGUCAAGCAAUUUCGUUGAGGAAUGGUAAGCAAGUGGAGCAGCCCAGUGUACAAAAGUCAGUGGUUCGGAAUGAAGAGUUGGGUGAGAAAUCAGAUACUAAAGCGAAUGGGGUUACUAAAGACCACCAGGGAUCAAACAAGUGUCAUCCAGUUGUUGAUAGUCAGCCAGUUCAACUGCACAUCAAUAUUCCAUUUCCUGAGGCAUUAGAGCAGAUGCCUAGUUAUGUCAAAUUUAUGAAAGAGAUUCUGUCAAAGAAAAGAAAGAUGGAGGAGUAUGAGACGGUGGCGCUCACUGAAGAGUGUAGUGUGAUAUUGCAGAGGAAGUUGCCCCAAAAGUUGAGAGAUCCGGGGAGCUUUACUAUACCGUGUACAAUUGGGAAAUUUGAAUGUAAGCAUGCUUUGUGUGAUUUGGGGGCGAGUAUAAAUCUGAUGCCUUUGUCUGUAUUCAGAAGACUUUGUUUGGGGGAGGCUAGUCCUACAACAGUCACUCUACAAUUAGCAGAUCGAUCAGUGAAACACCCCAGAGGAAUCAUAGAGGAUGUUCUUGUGAAGGUGGAUAAGUUCAUUUUUCCAGCAGAUUUCAUAGUUCUGGAUAUGGAGGAGGAUAUGGAUGUACCAAUCAUUCUGGGCAGGCCAUUUUUAGCUACGGGGCAGGCUUUGAUUGAUGUUCAGAAAGGUGAGUUGACACUGCGAGUUCAGGGCGAAGAAGUGGUAUUCAACGUGUUUAAGGCCUUAAAGUUUGCAAAUGUCAAUGACAACUAUUUCAGAGUUGACCUGGUAGAGAAAGCGGUGGCUGAAAUUAAUCUUACAGAGGAUUCACUUCAGAAGAGCUUGACAAUUGGGGAUAUAGAUGCUGAGUCAGACAGUGAGGUCCAAGAGUGUGUACAGUGGUUGAAUUCUAAAGGGCCAAUUUAUAAUCGAAAAUAUGAAGAUUUGGGCCAAGGACCUGAGAGACCAUUACCAUCAGUUCAGAAACCUCCAGAGCUGGAAUUGAAAUCAUUGCCUGCACAUCUUCGCUAUGUUUUCCUGGGUGAGAAGGAGACUUUACCAGUUAUUGUGUCUUCUUCUCUUUCUAAUGAGGAGAUGGAAAAAUUGUUAAGGGUGUUGAGAACUCAUAAGUUGGCAAUUGGAUGGACGUUGGCAGAUAUUCAGGGGAUAAGUCCAUCCACAGUUAUGCACAAGAUCUUGAUGGAAGAUGACAGUAAGCCCUCUAUUGAAGCACAACGUUGA
Humulus lupulus (European hop) is the source of this 2547-nucleotide messenger RNA. RefSeq lists its product as uncharacterized. The record is from RefSeq and is a predicted model, not a curated record. Lineage: Eukaryota; Viridiplantae; Streptophyta; Magnoliopsida; Rosales; Cannabaceae. The transcript has 3 exons. Bases 1 to 2547 code for a protein of 848 amino acids.